AGCUAAUCAAAGCAAAGAAAUUUCUACUCCUAUUCUCGCUAACGGAGCGUGAUGCAGCCGGAGAGCUUGUAGAAAUUUAGGUAUCACUGUAUGUAUGAGUAUGUGUAAGGUGAAUGAACAUUGGAAAGUUCAGUAUGAACGGAAGAAAUUUAUUAAAUGUUAGUGGAAAUGCAUUCUUACACAUUUCAAAAUAUUCCCAUGUAGUUACAAAACAAACACCAGCCGAAUAUUGUUUCGAAUUAGUUAGAAAAUAUGAUCAUGAAAAUUUUUUAUGCACGUUAUCAUUACCAUCUAAACCUAGAUCAGCAGCAUUUGCAAUUCGUGCAUUUAAUGUUGAAGUUGCACAAAUACAAGAUCAAACAAAUGACAGUAAAAUAGGAGAAAUGAGAUUAAAAUUUUGGACAGAUGCCUUGAAUAAUACAUUUAAGGGAAAUCCACCGAGAAGUCCUGUUAUGUUGGAGUUAGCUAGGAUUCUACAAAAGCAUUCCCUUUCUAAACAUUAUUUCAAACGUUUAAUAGAUGCUCGUUUAGAAUAUCUAAAGAAUUGUACAUUUCUUGAUAUGAAUGCAUUAGAAAAAUAUGCAGAGUAUAGUACUUCUUCUAUUUAUUAUCUAGUGUUGGAAGCAUAUGAUAUUCAUAAUAUUAGUGCAGAUCAUGCUGCUAGUCAUAUGGAAGCUGUAUUUCAGGGUCAAAUCAGUCAAGAUCUGCAAAAUGUAAUAUAUGAUGUUGCUUGUUAUGGAAAACAGCAUUUAGACACGGCAAUAUCCCUUAAAAAAAAACUGCAAAAGAAUAUAGGCUUAAUUUUUUUACCAGUAGUGCCCCUAGAGCAGUAUUUAGGUGAACUAAGAAAAACAGAUUUCAAUGUAUUUGACAAAAGAUUGCAGAAAAGGAAUAGUUUACUACCUAUAACAUAAUGAUUACAAAAUUUGUUGUAAAUUAAUAUAAUAUAUAUUUAGAAAUGCCAAAAAAAGGAUCAUUUUUUGAUAGGAAAAUAAGUGUACAUAUAGUAACCCAUUGAUAAGUAGAAGCAAUUAUUUAUUUAUACAUAGGUGAUUAAUUACAUUCAAAUUGAAUCUAAA
Molecule: messenger RNA, 1079 nt
Organism: Megalopta genalis
Lineage: Eukaryota; Metazoa; Arthropoda; Insecta; Hymenoptera; Halictidae
Gene: sicily
Product: NADH dehydrogenase (ubiquinone) complex I, assembly factor 6 homolog sicily
Biological process (GO): biosynthetic process
Source: RefSeq, a predicted model, not a curated record